This is a messenger RNA of Lentinula edodes (shiitake mushroom), 897 nucleotides long. Its product is annotated as Snf7 family. Gene Ontology annotation, biological process: late endosome to vacuole transport via multivesicular body sorting pathway; vesicle budding from membrane. Lineage: Eukaryota; Fungi; Basidiomycota; Agaricomycetes; Agaricales; Omphalotaceae. Gene Ontology annotation, cellular component: multivesicular body; ESCRT III complex. The coding region runs from base 42 to 665 and encodes 207 amino acids. The transcript has 6 exons. The record is from RefSeq and is a predicted model, not a curated record.
GUCUGCCGGUGCUCCGUGGUGUAUCUUCUCUUCGUGCCACAAUGGGAGGAAAUCAAUCAGUACCAAAAAUCACAGCGCAAGAUCGGGCAAUACUUGAUUUGAAGCUGCAACGAGAUAAAGUAAAACAAUAUCAGAAGAAUUUACAAGCCAUACUAGAUCGGGAAGAAGCAAUUGCGAAGCAGCACCUAGAAGCUGGCCACAAGGACCGAGCCCUGGUAGCAUUGCGUAGGCGGAAGUACCAGCAAGGACUAUUAUUGAAGACUGAUGGGCAGUUGGAGAAUUUGCAGCAAUUGGUCUCCAGCAUUGAAUUUUCUCUGGUCGAAGUCUCCGUGCUACAUGGUCUGAAACAAGGCAACGAAGUCCUGAAGGAAAUUCAUAAAGAAAUGAACUUGGAAUCUGUGGAAAAGUUACUUGAAGAGACGGCAGAGGCAAGGGAAUAUCAACGAGAAAUUGACGAGAUGUUAGCCAACAAUCUCAGUCUAGACGAGGAAGACGCAGUUCAGGCCGAACUCCGAGAAUUACAGGCUGCUGUGCGGGCAGAAACAGAACCUUCGAACGAUGUCCAAUUACCCUCAGUUCCAACCAGCGAGCCCCUUGCUGCCAAACCUGUGGCACCCGAGGAGCAAGUGGAAAGGGAUUCAGCAAGAGUCGCAAUACCCGCAUAAAGCUGUGUCCACUCCAUAUUCUUCGUAACUAACAUACACUUCUACAUGGAUGUAACUAAUAACCAUAUGAACACUACCAACCCUCGAAAUUCCCAAAGCCUAAUUUUCGUUUCUUUGAAGGCUCGUCAGAUGGAAUGUCUGAAACAUCUUGAGGUCUUUUGAGGUUGAGAUAUUUCCCUACUCCUCCAUCUACGAUCUUAUCAUUCACAGUUGCCUCGGAACCGACUUUGAC